UCCGGCCCGGGAAUGAGGACUCUCUACCCUGGAGACAGGGACUCGGGAGUAGAGACCCCACCGCUCCUUGAGGACGCGCCUGCCUUCCCCCGCCCGAGUGAGAGUGACCCUGAGUUACUGCGGGUGCCUCACCCCGGAAGUAGUAUGCCCGGGAAGAAGAUUGCGGAUUUGAGCUGUGUCUGGGCCAGGGGGCUGACAUCUGGGCCUACAUCUUGCGGCAUGUGCACAGCCAGAGGAGUGUCAAGAAGGUCCGGGGAAACCUGCUCUGGUAUGGCCACCAGGACAGUCCAGAGAUGUAGCCAUGGAGCAGGCCCUGCAGAGCAUGCAAGAUGCCCAGCGCCGUGCUCUCCUCCUCCGGGCCCAAGCCAGGGCCAUGCAGAGACAGCAGCGUGGGCUCCAGGGUUCCAUGCGGCGGCUGCAGAAUCAACUCCGACGCCUGCAGGAUACAGAGAGUUCUGGAAACUAGAAGUCUGAAAUCAAGGUGUGGGAAGGCCAAAGUAAAUGUGACCUUUGGACCCCUGAUGUCAGCAACCCUGGGCCUGGAACCUGUGGUCCUGCGUGAUGUGCGAACAGCCUGCACCCUCCGGACCCAGUUCUUACAGAACCUCCUGAUUCCCCAGGCCAAGGGAGGCAGCGUCCUGGCCCCCCGUGAUGACCACUUUGGAACUUCUUACCAGCAGUGGCUCAGCUCAGUGGAGGCACUGCUGACAAACCACCCCCCAGGCCAUGUCCUGGCUGCUUUGGAGCACCUGGCUGCGGAGCGGGAGGCAGAGAUCCGAUCCCUGUGCUCUGGGGAUGGGCUCCGAGAUCUGGAGAUACCCAGGCCCCAGGCACCGGACCAGCCAGACUCCAGCCAGGCCCUGCCGUCCAUGGUGCAUCUCAUCCAGGAGGGCUGGCGGGCUGUGAGUGCGCUGGUCACCCAGAGGGGCCCCCUCCUGAAGGAGCAUCAAGUCCUGACUCGGCGUCUCCAGGGCCUGAGGGAAGAGAUGGAGAGAAGUACCCUAGGACCCAGGGAGAGGCAGGUGCUGGCGCUGGGACUUCGGGGCUGUGGGCUGUGGGCGGAGCUCAGAGCCCUGCACGUGCAGAGCCAGGAACUAGAGGAGGCUGUCGGGCAGCGGCAGCUUCUGCUGAGGGACCUACAAGCCAAGCAGCAGCGGAUCCUGCACUGGCGCCAGCUCAUGGAGGAGACACAGGAACAGGUCCGCCUGCUCAUCAAGGGAAACUCGGCCAGCAAGACCCGCCUGUGCCGGAGCCCCGGGGAGGUGCUGGCCCUUGUUCAGCGAAAAGUGAUCCCCACAUCUGAGGUGGUGGCACCGCAGAGCCAGAAGCUGCUUCACUGUUUGGAGGAGGAGGCCCAGUAUCUGCCCUGCCUCGUGCUGGGCACCCUGCUGCGGCACAGUCCUGGAGAGCUGAAGCCCCUGCCCACGGUCCUGCCGUCCAUCCACCAUCUGCACCCUGCCUACCCGAGGGGCUCCACCUUCAUAGCACUGAGCCACACACUGGGUCUGCCCCCAGGGAAGGCCCCUGAGCUGCUCCUCCCGAAGGCCGCCUCUCUGCGCCAAGACCUCCUGCUCCUCCAAGACCAGUGGAGUCUCCGGAGCUGGGAUCUGCUCCAUAUGAAGACGGGCCUGCCACCGGGACCCUCCGCCCAGGAGCUACUGCAGAUCCAGGCAUCACAGGAAAAGGAGCAGAAGAAAAGCCUGGGGCAGGCUCUGAGUCAGUUGGAGAACCUCCUGAAACAGGCGCUGGAACGAAUCCCCGAGCUUCAGGGAGCUGUGGGGGACUGGUGGGAGCAGCCAGGCCAGACCGCCCUCUCUGAGGAGCAGCGCCAGGGCCUGUCCCUGCCCCAGUGGCGGCUGCGCUGGGUCCAAGCCCAGGAUGCCCUGCAGCAGCUGCGCAGGUGAAAAGGGGGUGCAAACAGGAGUCCAGUGCAUCACAUUUGUUCACCCAACAGCCACCUCCCUCAAUAAAACAUUUGGAAGACAGCAUUGUCUGUGUUUGUUGGCCCAUUGUCUACGUACACCUCUAGUCCCUCCGACAGGCUAGUGUGCCGCUCUUGUCAGUCCCCUUGCCUCCUGUCCUUUAAUCCCACCAAAACCACCCCCUGAAACUCCCGUCAUCACUUUCACUCUCAGCAAAAAGUAACUGAGUGUCUCCUCUAAGCACUGAGGUCACAGCACUGAACAGAACUGACUAAAGUCCCUGUAUUCAAGGAGCGGAUGUUCCAGGGCAGGGGGACACAGCUGACAAGAUAAACAAGCAAAAUAUGUAGUAUGUUAGAAGAUAAGAACCGCUGUGUAGAAAAAUAAAGCCAGAUGUUGGAGGUGCAGAUGUAAACAGGGUGUGUCUACACAAAGCACAGACUCAUCUACCCCGAGACCAGAAAAACUAGAUGGUGCCCAGCUGUCACUACCAACCAUUGUAAUCAGGGCCACAAUAGGUGGACCCUGAUAGAAUGGGAGAAAAAUGUGGAACAGGACCUCAAAUUCCUUGAAAAAGAGAAAGACCUACUGGACUGGUUGAGGCCAGGGGACUCGCUGAUACUAUUCCCCUGAGAUACUCUUCAAACCUUUGAACCGAGACUAAUUCCUGAGAUCACCUUGUAGCUAAAUAACAAAUUGGCUCAAAGAAUAAUGGCUAUCACCUGUAAGUAAUGUGCUGCUUUAAAAAAAUCACCUAUAUGAACCAUGGUCUUGGGGGACCUCUAGCUCAAUUGGCAUAAUAUAGUUUGUAAGGAAAACGUUCUACAUCCUACUGGGAUCUUAAAAGCGUUUGAGUGGCCAUCUAAGAUACUCCACUGGUCCCACUCCAUCUGGAGCAAGAGAGAUAAGGGAAAGAUUAUUCCAAAGGACUAACGGACCACAACUACCACAGCCUCCACCGGACUGAGUCCAGCACAACUAGGUGGUGCCCGGCCACCACCACUGACUGCUGACAGGGACCACAAUACAGAGUCUGGGACAGAGCUGGAGAAAAAUGUAGAACAAAAUUCUAACUCACACACACACAGAAAAAGACCAAACUGACUGGCCUGACCGAAAAAAACCAAACCCACUGCCACCGAGUCAAUUCCCGCUCAUAGUGAAUCUGUAGGACAGAGUAGAACUGCUGCACAGGGUUUCCAAGGCUGACAUCUUCAUGGAGGCAGACUGCCACAUCUUUCUGCCAUGGAGCAGGUGGUGGGUUCAAGCCACUGACCUUUCGUUUAGCAUCCAAGUGCUUUAACCACUGCACCACCAGGGCUGGAGAAAACCCAAGACUAUGGCCCUGGACACCAUUUUAACUCAGUACUCAAGUCACUCCUGAGGUCAGCCAAAGAUCAGACAGGCCUAUAAAACAAAAUGAGACUAAAUGGGCACAGCAGCCAAGGGCAAAGAUGAGAAAGCAGGAAGGGACAGGAAAGCUGGCAAUGGGAAACCCAAGAUCAAGGAGGGAAGAGUGUUGACAUGCCAUGGUGUUGGCAACUAAUGUCACAAAACAAUGUGUAUUAAUUGUUUAAUGAGAAGCUAAUUUGUUCUGUAAACUUUAAAGUAAAAUAAAGAAAAGAAAAUCAUGUAUAUAAGACCAAACAG
Molecule: messenger RNA, 3572 nt
Organism: Loxodonta africana (African savanna elephant)
Lineage: Eukaryota; Metazoa; Chordata; Mammalia; Proboscidea; Elephantidae
Gene: HAUS5
Product: HAUS augmin like complex subunit 5
Exons: 19
Coding region: 330-1904 (524 amino acids)
Biological process (GO): spindle assembly; centrosome cycle
Cellular component (GO): HAUS complex; centrosome
Source: RefSeq, a predicted model, not a curated record